This is a messenger RNA of Gadus chalcogrammus (walleye pollock), 2017 nucleotides long. RefSeq names its product microtubule cross-linking factor 1-like. Lineage: Eukaryota; Metazoa; Chordata; Actinopteri; Gadiformes; Gadidae. The record is from RefSeq and is a predicted model, not a curated record. The transcript has 5 exons. Bases 365 to 2017 code for a protein of 550 amino acids.
AGGAGAUAUAGAGAGAGAGAGACAUAGCGAAAGGGUGAGAGAGAGACACUGCUUCCCUGUUUCCUUUCACAACUCGUAGCAGCAAUCGGCGAGUCGGUCCUUACCGAGACUGGGAUCAAAACAAAGCGGUCUUGUGUGUUGAGGAUCCGAGCAGGGGGUGAAUAUACAGCCUAGUAGGGGUUACGUUACAUUCUGUCGUGUGUCGUGUUCGUCUAGAUUUCUUCGGAACUGUUACAACGGUACUACUCAUUGUGGAUUUGCAUUUUUCGUAGCACCGUUUCAAACCACACCACUCUCGUUACCUCCCGUUUCGGACGGCGGAGGUUUAAUUCUUGUUUUUCCCGUGGUGACCAAGGCGGCAUGAAUGACAAAAACAAAGGUUGAUGUCCAAAGCUCGCCGAGCCAGGUCUCUGCCUCGCCCAAGGAACGGAGACUGCUCCUCCGACACAAAAUGGAAAACGGAGGCGGAACCGGUAGCUCGGACAAUGGGCAGAUGCAGCACGCGAUGGCCGAGCAACAACAACAACACCCGGAUUCCACGUCAGGAGCAGCCGCGGUGUUGUCCGGCAAGUCCGCGGGAGAGAAUAAGAAAAAGAAGAUCAACCGAGCUCCGUCUCCGGCUAGACCUAAAGAUGUGCCCGGGUGGUCCCUCACCAAGAUCCGCGGAGGGAUCGCUACCCCGACGCUGAGCGUCAAACCCGGGGCCAUUCAUCUUGGCAGCCGGGUGUCCCGGCGGAGCCCCGCGGGGAGCCCUGGUGGGAAGGAGAGCAAACCAGAGAAGCACGGUGCCGGCCGACAGACGGGAAGAGCACCGGCGUCGUCCCAAGCGAAGAGUCCUGGCAGCAAAACGGGCAAAAGCGCACAAAGGAGAAAGACCUCAGACGCCAGUACGGGAUCCGACGACUUGUCUAAGGACUCUGGAUGCGCCGCGGAGAAGCUCUCCCCGACCGACAGCAGCUCCGAGUUGUCCGACUGCGCGUCCGAGGGGAACAAGCUCUCCACGGACGCAGCGAGCAGCGACACUGAGUCCAGGAGCAGCCGGGGAGGAGGAGUGGACGGCGAAAAGCCGGUGCGGGACGGCGGCGUGUUCUUCUCGGACGUAUCAAGCCGACAACAAGCCGCCAGGAACGCGAUGGAGAAGGAGCGACUGAGCAUGGAAACCGGGGAUGAGAGCAUGUCACCCGGGGAUGAACGGUCCGCCACCUCGUUCGACAGCCGCGUCCCCGCCAGCACAUCUCUGGCGUUCUCAGACCUCACCGAGGAGCUGGUGGACGGCAUGCAGGAAGAGUUCGUCCGGGAGAUCGAGGAGCUGAGAUCUGAGAACGAUUACCUGAAAGAUGAGAUGGAGGAGCUGCGGUCUGAGAUGCUGGAGAUGAGAGACAUGUACUUGGAAGAAGAUGUCUACCAACUACAAGAACUACGCCAGCAGCUGGAGCAGGCCAACAAGACGUGUCGCAUCCUGCAAUACCGCCUGCGGAAGGCAGAGCGGCGCUCUGUCCGUGUGGCCCAGACCGGCCAGGUGGACGGAGAGCUGAUCCGGACCCUGGAGCAAGACGUCAAGGUUAAGAGUCUGGGUGUCAUCCUCGACAGCACACUAUCAUUUCAAGCACACAUCAAUAAAAUCACCAGGUCUGCCUACUACCAUCUACGCAAUAUCAACCGCCUCCGCCCAUCCCUCACACCCCGUAGCACAGCCAUCCUUGUUCACACCCUGGUCACUUCCCGCAUCGAUUAUUGUAACUCCCUCCUCUUCGGUCUCCCCCUCAAGUCCAUCCGCAAACUCCAACUGGUCCAGAACUCUGCCGCCCGCAUCAUCACCAGAACCCCCUCCAUUAAUCACAUCACCCCUGUUCUUCAGCAGCUUCACUGGCUCCCGGUCAAAACCCGCAUCCACUUCAAGAUUCUGCUCCUCACCUUCAAGGCCCUCCACAACCUCGCCCCUCCAUACAUCUGUGAACUCCUACGCACCAACACACCCACCCGCACUCUCCGCUGGGGUCAUCCCAAGACCCAGUAG